This is a messenger RNA of Oryza sativa Japonica Group (Japanese rice), 2247 nucleotides long. RefSeq lists its product as uncharacterized. The record is from RefSeq and is a predicted model, not a curated record. NCBI's taxonomy places the organism in Eukaryota, Viridiplantae, Streptophyta, Magnoliopsida, Poales, Poaceae.
AUGGUGAUAUGGUACCUGCCAGUUAAAGAUCGCCUGAAGCGACUAUAUUCCAUCCGUGACGACGCCGAGUUGAUGAGAUGGCACCAGGAGGGUAGGAAAAAUGGCGGUAAGAUCCGACACCCCGCUGAUGCUCGACAGUGGAAAAACUUUGAUGCACUACACCCGGAAUUUGCAAAGGACCCGAGAAAUGUAAGGUUUGCACUGAGCACGGACGGAAUGAACCCGUUCGGUGACCUAAGGAACACACACAACACCUGGUCAGUUCUGCUAACGAUGUACAACUUGCCUACAUGGAUUUGCCAGAAGCGAAAGUAUAUUCUUUUGUCUAUCCUUAUACAAGGUCCAAGACAGCCUGGGAUUAACAUAGAUGUGUUUCUGCAACCAUUGAUGGAAGACAUGCAAGAACUGUGGGAGGAAGGGUCACGAAUGUGGGACGAGUACCGUAGGGAACAUUUUACUCUGCAUGCCAUCAUAUUCAUUACGAUCAACAACUUACCGGCAAACUUUUCGCUCUCGGGCCAGUUUAAGGGGAAGUUCGGAUGCCUCAUAUGUAUCAACAAGACGUCGUACAAGUACCUCACCUCGUCAACCAAGGGUGUGUACAUGCGUCAUUGUCAGUUCUUACCUCAGCGGCAUAGGUGGCGUGCGAAGGCCAGAUUGUUCGACAAUAUAGUAGAGAACGAUCUAGCUCCUGAAACACGAACUGGUGGCUCUGUCUUCGAGCUGACAAAGAACAUUAAGGUUGUAUUCAGCAAGCUAAAGAAGAAGCCCGUCAAGAGGAAGAAACGGACAAAUCAGGAAAAAAUUGAUGCACCUUUAGAGGAAACUUACUUCAACAUGAUGGAGCAUCUGAUUGUCCACAUCAUACCUCAGAUUGUCGAGAUUGGUCCCCUAUAUCUACACCAGAUGUGGGCGUACGAGAGGUACAUGUCCGUCAUGAAAGGGUAUGUCCGUAACCGAGCUCAUCCGGAGGGAUCAAUGAUAGAGGGGUACAUAACUGAGGUGGUGGUAGAAUGCUGCAUAGAUUACAUCAAGGACACCGAACCCAUCGGUGUGACCCCCCUUUUACACGAGGGCCGGUUAGCUGGGACAGGGAUCGUAGGCAAGAAAAGGUUCUAUGAUGAGGACUUCAAAGAUGUAGCGGAAGCACAUAGCAGCGUUUUGCAACAGCUCGCCAUCGUCGAGCCGUACAUUCAGGAACACAUGAACGAGAUAAGAGCCCGCAACCCUAGAAGAACGGCCAUUUGGAUAUGUAAAGAACAGAAACGGAAAUUUCCUGAAUGGUUGAAGGAAAAAGAUAUGCCGUUGGGUGAUUCGCUGAAGGAAAAAACUUUGCGCAGGCUAGCAAAUUGCCCAACUAGCCUUGUGACCUCAUGGCAAGGGUACGAUAUCGGUGGAUAUAGGUUUUACACGAUGUUCAAGGUCAAGAAAAGCGCAGCUCAGAACAGCGGAGUUCGGGUGGAGGCGUUUGACGCAUCAGAUGAGAAGAAGUCUUACUACGGGAUCAUACAGGACAUUUGGGAGCUGGACUAUGGCCUUAACAUACAGAUCCCGGUGCUACGAUGCCAAUGGGUCAGAGACACAACAGGCGUAUCCAUCGAUGACUACGGCCUGAUGGUUGUGGAUCGUAGCAAACUAGGACACAAGGAUGAUCCGUGGGUUCUUGCUAAGCGUGUUGCUCAGGUUUUCUAUGUCAAUGAUCCUUUCGACGAUAAGAUGGCCAUUGCUGUACCGGGAAAGCAAAACAUCAUUGGCAUUGAUAGCAUUGAAGACGCGUCAGAUUACAACCAAUACGACGACGUCCCUUUGUUCACAGAUUUUCCUAACCGGAUCAAGGAAGUUGAGACAAGCCUUGACGAAGAUCUGUUUUUCGCCGACCCCGCCAUCUUCCCCGAGCCACCGGCCUACCACCUCCUCCCCAAGCCGCUGACGACGCCGACCCCGCCAUCUUCCCCGAUCGAGGACGCCGCCGACCACCUCCUCCCCAAGCAGGCGCCGCCGACUGACGACGCCGGCGACCACCUCCUCCCCGAGCUGCCGGCCGACCACCUCCUCCCCGACCUCCUCCGGCCUCGUCGACAGAUGUUUAGCGUCCAUGUUCCUCAAGGCCGGUGCGGAUGUCUCAGCCUCACCUUCCGUGUCCCACUCGACAUUGCCAAUGUCGAGUGGGACACGGAAGAUAGCGACAGCGGGGGCAAUAUCGAGUGGGACGCAGAUGGUGAGACCGAGACAUUUCACCGGCCUUGA